Molecule: messenger RNA, 1147 nt
Organism: Pongo pygmaeus (Bornean orangutan)
Lineage: Eukaryota; Metazoa; Chordata; Mammalia; Primates; Hominidae
Product: olfactory receptor 4M1
Exons: 3
Coding region: 209-1147 (312 amino acids)
Biological process (GO): G protein-coupled receptor signaling pathway
Cellular component (GO): membrane
Molecular function (GO): G protein-coupled receptor activity; olfactory receptor activity
Source: RefSeq, a predicted model, not a curated record
GUAGCUAGUAGACAGUAACACUCUGGAAGGGCUCAAACCACAUAACCAAAUGUGCCAAGAUAAUCCUGAGAUCGCUCAUGUCAGUCCUGAAGAUUUUCCUCAGAGAAUUUUUCAUCUCUUUGUUCCUGAGACUAUAUAUUAGAGGAUUGCAGAGAGGUGUUAUCACAGAAUAGAAAAAGCUAUAUUAUGAAAAGAGUAAAUUGAAGAAAUGGAAACUGCAAAUUACACCAAGGUGACAGAAUUUGUUCUCACUGGCCUGUCCCAGACUCGGGAGGUCCAACUAGUCCUAUUUGUUAUAUUUCUAUCCUUCUAUUUGUUCAUCCUACCAGGAAAUAUCCUUAUCAUUUGCACCAUCAGGCUAGACCCUCAUCUGACUUCUAUGUAUUUCCUGUUGGCUAAUCUGGCCUUCCUUGAUAUUUGGUACUCUUCCAUUACAGCCCCUAAAAUGCUCAUAGACUUCUUUGUGGAGAGGAAGAUAAUUUCCUUUGGUGGAUGCAUUGCACAGCUCUUCUUCUUACACUUUGUUGGGGCUUCGGAGAUGUUCUUGCUCACAGUGAUGGCCUUUGACCGCUAUGCUGCUAUCUGCCGACCCCUCCACUAUGCUACCAUCAUGAAUCCACGUCUCUGCUGUAUCCUGGUGGCUCUCUCCUGGAUGGGGGGCUUCAUUCAUUCUAUAAUACAGGUGGCUCUCAUUGUUCGACUUCCUUUCUGUGGGCCCAAUGAGUUAGACAGUUACUUCUGUGACAUCACACAGGUUGUCCGGAUUGCCUGUGCCAACACCUUCCCAGAGGAGUUAGUGAUGAUCUGUAGUAGUGGUCUGAUCUCUGUGGUGUGUUUUAUUGCUCUGUUAAUGUCCUAUGCCUUCCUUCUGGCCUUGCUCAAGAAACAUUCAGGCUCAGGUGAGGAUACCAACAGGGCCAUGUCCACCUGCUAUUCCCACAUUACCAUUGUGGUGCUAAUGUUUGGGCCAUCCAUCUACAUUUAUGCUCGCCCAUUUGACUCAUUUUCCCUAGAUAAAGUGGUGUCUGUGUUUCAUACUAUAAUAUUCCCUUUACUUAAUCCCAUUAUUUACACAUUGAGAAACAAGGAAGUAAAGGCAGCCAUGAGGAAGUUGGUCACCAAAUAUAUUUUGUGUAAAGAGAAGUGA